Messenger RNA from Umbelopsis ramanniana AG, 1570 nucleotides. RefSeq lists its product as uncharacterized. Gene Ontology annotation, biological process: UDP-N-acetylglucosamine biosynthetic process. Gene Ontology annotation, molecular function: UDP-N-acetylglucosamine diphosphorylase activity. The record is from RefSeq and is a predicted model, not a curated record. Bases 40 to 1434 code for a protein of 464 amino acids. NCBI's taxonomy places the organism in Eukaryota, Fungi, Mucoromycota, Umbelopsidomycetes, Umbelopsidales, Umbelopsidaceae. The transcript has 3 exons.
AGUAGAAAUGCCUUUGUAAAUGACUUUUUUUUUUGUCCUAUGGUUAACAUCGGCAUGACACAAACUGGCUUCACAUCAGCUGACAUUAUCAGACUUAGAGCAUCUUUCGAUGCGUCCGGGCAAGGCCAUGUCUUUACUUUCUGGGAUUCUUUGACAACUGAGCAGCAGCAAGACCUUUAUACCCAACUUACUGAACUUGACAUUUUCCGCAUUAACCAAAUCUACGACACCGCCGUCAAGAAGGCUACCGACUAUACCUCUAAUCAGGCUGCUAUUGCACAUCCGUUGUCAGCUGGUGCCUACGAAUCAACUUUGACUGUGGAUAGCUCCAGCCUUCAGGAAUGGCGUGAACUAGGUUUGAAGCUGAUCGCAGAAGGGAAGGUUGCAGUCAUCUUUGUGGCUGGUUGUAAAGGUACCAGAUUGGGUAGCUCGGGUCCUAGAGGAUACUAUGAUAUCAAUUCGCCUUCAGGAAAGACCUGGUUCCAGUCCCAAGCCGAGCACAUUAUCAAAUUGCAGAAAAUGGCUCGGGCGAGCAAUAGUGUCCAACAUAAUGUUGUUAUUACAUGGUACAUUAUUACAUCAGGUCGUACUCACGACCCGAUAUAUUCCAUUUUCGAAAAUAAUAACUACUUCGGUUUGGAAAAGGAGAACGUUCUCUUUGUAAAACAAGGUAUAUUACCUUGUUUGACCAUGGAAGGCAAGAUCCUUAUGGAAGACAAAUAUAAGGUUGCUGUCGCUGCUGAUAGCAAUGGCGGUAUUUAUCAUGCACUUCAUAAUAAGGGUGUCAUCACUUCGCUUAAGGAACGUGGCAUAUUGUAUUCCCAUUGCUACGAUGUCGACAACUGCCUUACCAGAGCUGCUGACCCAACCUUCAUCGGUUACUCUGUUGCCAAGAACACCGACUGUGGUGUCAAGGUCGUUGCUACAGCUAUAUCAAAGGAACGUGUCGAUGCUGUCGAGUAUUUCCCAAUCUCAAGGGAAGUCUUUGAGAUUCGAAAAACAGAUUGUACUCUUACCUUCGGUACCGCCAACAUUGUAAAUCAUUUUUUCUCCACUGAAUUUCUUGAGCGCAUCUAUACUUUCUCCCAUGAACUGGAAUAUCACAUUGCCAGAAAGAAAAUCAAGCACAUUAAUUUAGAUUCAGGUGAAUUUAUCACUCCCGAACUCUACAAUGGCAUGAUGCUGGAAUGCUUCAUCUUUGAUGUCUUCCCCUUUACUCGCAACCUUAGUGUCUUGGAAGUUGACCUCAAUGAAGAAUUCUCGCUACUCAAGAAUAUCCCUGAUUUUGCCACCGAUUGCUCUGAAACAUCUCGACGUGAUCUGGUCACUCAGCGCUUACGCGAAUUUCAAGCAGCUAAUGGUAGGAAAGUUCGAAAGGAUAAUAAUGAGAAUUUGGAGGUGAAGGUCUCGUCUUUGGUUUCUAUAUGGUGGUGAAGACCUGCAGAAUGUCUGCCAAAAUCAUUUAAAUCUUCUGUUGCUGCUCAAAAUGCCUAUCAGCUUAUCAGUGUUACGCAUAUAGAAGCAGAUACGGCUUACGCUUCUUCCCAUGUUGUUUUGAUUGCCACUACCG